Arctia plantaginis is the source of this 2556-nucleotide messenger RNA. NCBI's taxonomy places the organism in Eukaryota, Metazoa, Arthropoda, Insecta, Lepidoptera, Erebidae. The record is from the annotation of a GenBank genome assembly.
AUGCCACGAAGAUCGCAAUGUGUUUUCGGCUGUCAACAAUUCGAUGUUUUACAUCGGUUCCCUAUACCAGAGACAUCUUUAGAACGGUUUCUGCAAUGGAAAGACAUAGUGGGACCAAAGUUGCAGAACAAGACCAAUGAUGAUAUAUAUACAAAUUAUCGUAUAUGUAAUCAUCAUUUUGAAGGACACCACUGUUACCCACAUAGUAAACGUCUAGCUAAGACUGCUUAUCCUACUCUUAAAUUGGGUUCAUCUGCUUCUUCUAGUCAAGACGUAUCCAUAGAAAUUCAACUGUUACCGCAACCCCUACCUGAAUCUAUGGAUAUUCACUCAGUGCCACAAACUUUACCCGGAUGUUCAGCCCAUGUUUCUAAUCUUGACCUGAUGAACAAAACUGGUAUAUUGGAAGAAACAUCACAAAAAAGUCCAUCAGCUCCAUCACACAUAGAAGUUCGUGGUACAGAAGACAUUGACAGAUCCCAUUUAGACACACAUGCAAUAAUUGAAAUGUCCAGAGGGUGUGCUACAGAAUCAGAUUUAGAUAUUGGAAAUGUCAGAUGCAAAACAUUUACUGAGACUGUCAGCGAAGAUAAUAAGCAUAAAUUGACAGUGCUCAUGCACAACGAAACAGAUGGCACACCAGCUGAAAACCCUCAACCUAGAAAGCAAGUACUUCAAUUGCGUUUAAUAGGUGAUGAUGGUUUUUGUGAUGAACCAAUAUAUGAAGUUCUGACGGAUGAUGAAACUGAAAAGGCAGUGGACAAGAAACAAACAGCGACACAGACUGCUGCACAAAAUUUACCUGCAAAGGAUGUUCAAUAUGCGCCACCAGUUAUAGCAGCCGAGGAACAGAAAACAGAACAGGAAACAGAAUCAACAUGUAGAAAGGUUAAAAAUAAGGAAUACUGGAAGUUAAAGCUGAAGCAUAUCCUCCACAACACGCAGUUCUGUGGAAUCUGUUUGGAGGCUGACGUCGACAUGAACGCCCUCACCGAUGAGUUUGAGAUCACUGAUGAUGAAAGGACUUACAGGAGAUCUCUAAGAGAUAUUGUAGAUAAGCUUUUUAGAGAGUGUGGAUAUUGCCCAGCUAACUCACAAAUAUGCAACAAUUGUACAAAGAAACUAAUUCAGUCCUAUAUAUUUAUACACAAUGCUGAAGAGACAUCGAAAAUGCUGGAUCGUCACUUGGAUGAACUGUAUACUAAAACUUGCUAUGUACGAAACAAUUCUCUGAAAGAUGCCAACAAUGCACAUUCAAGGAUAUACAACGUUGUUAUUGCAUUAGACAAUAAAGAGAUUGCCGAGAACUUUGAAAGUAAUCAAAUUAAAAUAGAACUACCAGAAAAGCCAGAGUCACACCAAAAUCAAAAUGAACGGAUACGUGACAAAAGAAAGCUAAGAACUGUGCAGGAUGGUGAACUGUUGCAACAUUUGAAAACGCGCCACAAACACUCGAUACACUUAUGUACGACAUGUAAUGUCGCAUUUUACUCCGCCAAGGCUCUAGGAAGACAUAUAAAGGAAUGUCAUCGUGGAGAGGAUUCUAAAUGUGUGACGUGUCUGCAGAGUUUGACGCAAGUAGAGUUGGAGCGGCACCAGUGCAGGUUCAAGUGUCCGGAGUGUGAGGAGGCGCCUUGUAUCCAUCACCGGCAUCUGAUGUGGUACAGAGAGCAGAUGGCGAACCUCGCCCCCAGAGCCAAGUGUGCGGAGUGUCGCUACGUGUGUACAAGUAAGGACGCGCUCGUCGCGCACGUCAACAGACAACAUUUGAGUCUCCAGCCUCACCGCUGUGCCAGCUGCGGACACGAGUUCUAUUGUGAGUCUCAUUUAAAUAAACAUAUUUGUACACCUGAGAAAGUCAACGAAGACCUCCACAUUUGUCAAUAUUGUGAUAAAGCAUUUAGCAGUUUGUAUAUUUGCAAAAGACAUGAAAAAGGGUGUGCAGGCGUUCAAAGGAAGUAUCAGUGCGAUGAUUGUCCAGCUAAUUUUGAUUCCUCAAAAGAUCACAUGAAACAUAGAAAACUUAAGCACGGUAAAGAGGUCUUCACAUGCAGUUUGUGUGACAGAGUAUUUUUAAACGACCUGAAGAGGACAAGACAUGAGCGGCAAGCCCACGGCCAACAGCAAGAAAGGGCACGCUUUGUUUGUGUGGUUUGCCAAACUGAGUUCUCGUCGAAGGCGGCCUUGGAACUACACAUGAGAUACCAUGAACCUGAAGCAAAGUGUCAGCUUGAUACUUUGGGACAGUUCAAGAGUCAUAAACACAGACACAGACGUGCGUUGACGGUGUGCGAAGUUUGUGGCGUAGUGAUAAGUAGGAUUCUGUUCAAAAAACACAUGAUUGCCCAUUCUAUGGCGACAGUGUCGUGUAAAACGUGCGGCAAAUCCUUCCAGAACUUGACUCUACUGAGAUAUCAUCAGAGUGUGCACGUGAAGAGCGUGCCGUGUCCUAGAUGUAAGAAAGUGAUCAGUUCUGCAAAGUUAUGGAGACACUUCAGGAAUCACCUCAUUCGAGACUCUCUAGAUUUCAAAGUUACUGCAAUACAUGGUCUAUGA